Lycium ferocissimum is the source of this 1412-nucleotide messenger RNA. Its product is annotated as transcription factor MYB58. The record is from RefSeq and is a predicted model, not a curated record. Bases 65 to 916 code for a protein of 283 amino acids. Lineage: Eukaryota; Viridiplantae; Streptophyta; Magnoliopsida; Solanales; Solanaceae. The transcript is spliced from 3 exons.
CUGAGAUCGUAGGACCACUCCAUAUAUACUUCUGAACUUAGAAAUUGGUGUCUAAUAUUGCUAGAUGGGAAAAGGGAGAGCACCAUGCUGUGACAAGAGUAAGGUGAAGAAGGGACCAUGGAGUAGUGAAGAGGAUCUCAGGCUCAUUACUUUCAUUCAGAAGCAUGGUCACCAAAACUGGCGAUCCCUCCCUAAACAAGCUGGUCUACUGAGGUGUGGAAAGAGUUGCCGUUUGAGAUGGAUUAAUUACCUAAGACCUGACGUAAAGCGAGGAAAUUUCACCCCACAAGAAGAGGACACAAUCAUCAAAUUGCACCAAUCUUUUGGAAACAAGUGGUCAAAGAUUGCAUCGCAUUUGCCCGGAAGAACUGAUAACGAGAUUAAAAAUGUAUGGAAUACACACUUGAAGAAACGACUCAUGAAAAGAUUACACGGUGAAGCAAAAUUAGAUGGUUCAUGUGCUGAUUCACCUUCUUCUUCAUCAACUUCAGUAUUAUCACAUAAAACUGCCAACGAGGGAGAAUUGACCAAGAACGUAAAUGGCAAUAUGAUAACUGAGAAAGAAGCAUCAAAAUCUUGCUCUCCUACUUCUUCCUAUGCCUCAAAUCUCUCCAAUUUGAGCCAAGUCGAUAUUUCAAGUCCAAAUAAUGUGGAUAUGGAUUGGAUAUUUCAAUUCAAUGAGGAGAUUCCAAGUAGCACCACGGGAAAGGUGCAUGAUGAUGAUGGUGUAAUUGAAAUCCCAUUGGAACCUGAUAUUGAUUUUUGGGACAUGUUAGAUAUUAUGGGCCCUUCUUCUCCUAAUUCAGAGUCCAAACUGGACAAUCAAUCCGAAGCGUCUCAGCCAAUUUGCCAAGGCUUAUCAGAAUUUGAAUACCAAAAGUGGUUCAGAUACUUUGAAAAUGAGUUGGGUGUCUGAGCCAGACUACUACUACAUCCAAUUAAUUAUUACUGAGUGCAGUGACACUAUUACUUCUACUAAGAAAGCCCAACCUUCUACUACGCACACAACUUGAUUGUGACAGUAGUGUGAGGCACAAAAUAAAAAUUUCCGCCCACAACUUCCAUGCAAUUAUUUAACUUUGGUCCUUCAAAUAUUGACACUACUACCAUCUAUCAGCUAGUUAGAGAUUUUUAUAAUUUUAAAGAAAACUAAGAGUCCUUAUAUAGAAGCAUAUAGAAGUUCAGAAUUCAAGAUUUAGGUUCAAAUGUAAAAGUACUUGUAUAGUGUAUACUACAGAAAAAAUAAUGUAAUUUGAAUGUGUGCGUCUCCACACCAGGAAGUGGCGUGGAACUCCAUCUCUUUCUAUUUUUUGAGUAAUACAUUAAGAAUUCUAUACUUGUUUAUAUGUAAUAGCAUGAUAUGAUUAAUUAGAAUAAAACUGUUCCAAGUAAAGCUUAAUUUGACGAACUCA